UUGCAUACUAAUCCAAAAGAUUAGAUACCCUCUUGAUGGUGACAUUACAUUAGCGAGCAUGUGACCAUUUAUUACCUUCGCAGGAUCUUAGAAAAAUUUGUGGGUUUGCUUCAAUUUCUGUCUUUGGGGCGAGUGGCUUGAGUCGGCUGGCUUUUGGGUUUUCGAAAAUACUGAUUGCAGAAACUUCCUCUACGAGCUUUUAAGGCCGAAGAGCUUCUUCGUAAAGAUAUCUGCUCAGAGUUCUGUUUGGGACUAGAGAGAAACAUGGUUCAGAAAAUAGAUGCUAUUGAGGGAGGUGGAGGAUCCAUCAGGGUUGGAACAACCGGGACUAUCAGUGCCUUGAUAACAAGGGAAAUGGAAUCUAUUAAAUCUACAUCACUGACACCAGCAUCUUGUGACGAUAAAGCUAAACCAGAUCCUGCUUCUGUUGCCUGUGGUGCUUCUACUCCUAGACGUCUACAAAUGAGAAAGUCCUUAGACGAAGCAAGCAGCAGUGGAACCAGCAGCAGCAUUAGACGUAGAAGUGCUGAUUUUGCUGGAAAAAUGAAAAGCCUCCCUAAAAGUACACAUCACGUCCCGAUGCUCAGCUUGGAUAAUCUCUCUCUAGAUAGAACUCCUAGAAGGGAGAAAACUGAGAAGAAAGUAUCUAACAUUGUUGAAGUUGUGGACAUAAAAUGUGGGAACCCAAAUAGACCAUGGGCUACCCCUAUUACACAUCGACUCAAGAAGCUAGGCUUUUCAAAGCUAUCUGAAAGUGUUGUUUAGACUUGUAACUUCUUCAUGUCCGAGUUCAGGUUCUUGUAAUUGAACCCUGAAAUCCCACUUUUCAUAUUGUUUUCUGAAACUUCAAUCAUUGAACACAUUCUGGGUAUAAACCUGCUACCUUCUCGCUUUUUCUUCUUUUGUGUUAUCUCAGAUCCAAAUGUGGCUCUGCAUUGCCCACUUGAGCGAUCCAUGUCUUUAAGGUCAGACUGAGACCUCUGCGAGCUACUUCGGCUGCUCGAUUCAAGCCUGCUAAAAUACUCAAUCUCUUGCCUUAUGAGAGAUCCAAUGGUGCCUCUAGUGCCUAUCUCCACAAGAUUUUCUGCUUCCAUAUCUUGUGAGACUCUUGCAGCAACGGUGUUGGAUUUAUGCAUAUAUUUUUUGGUUGAAGCGAAACAAGGCUGUGGAUGAAGAGAGAUGGUUUUCAGUUUUGCCAUAGUGUGGAAGUUGCUUUGUUUCUGUGACCUCUGGUGAUUGCCCCCUUAUACUACCUAAGUUCUUUACUUACUCCGUGCCAUUUAUCUAGAGUUAAUGAAAUUAGUUUGCCCUUGUUGGAGGAUUGGGUGGUGACGGUCAUUGAACUCAUGUGGUUGGAGCUAAAACAUUUAAGUUUCUAACCACUGCAUUUUCUUGCCUCCUAUGUCCUAUUGCUUGAGCUUUCUUACAUGCGUAGAUGAUUUAUGAAUAUUACAUGCUGUUGAAGCUAACAUCAUAGCUAUCUGAUCAGUAACAGAUGGUGAUGUGAGGCUCAAAAAGGAAUAAUGACACUUUAUCAUAGCCAUGGCCA
Messenger RNA from Tripterygium wilfordii, 1549 nucleotides. RefSeq lists its product as uncharacterized. Bases 265 to 765 code for a protein of 166 amino acids. Lineage: Eukaryota; Viridiplantae; Streptophyta; Magnoliopsida; Celastrales; Celastraceae. The transcript is spliced from 2 exons. The record is from RefSeq and is a predicted model, not a curated record.